Messenger RNA from Priapulus caudatus, 2220 nucleotides. RefSeq names its product kelch-like protein 26. Gene Ontology annotation, molecular function: protein binding. Lineage: Eukaryota; Metazoa; Priapulida; Priapulimorpha; Priapulimorphida; Priapulidae. Bases 1 to 2220 code for a protein of 739 amino acids. The record is from RefSeq and is a predicted model, not a curated record. The transcript is spliced from 3 exons.
AUGCAACGCACGUACAGAAAGGAGCACGCGGUACGAAAGCCGAGGCUGCCUGCUCCGUCGGCGCGACCAAAAGCAGCAACAGGCGUUACCGCCGGCGCCAAGUCCGCCGCGAAGAAUCUGUCGAAUGCGGAGAAAACUCCAUCGAGAAUUCCAACGGCCAGACGAGGCGUGCCCGCACACAAGCAUGCGACAAGUAAAGCGGCAUCGUCAGCCGUGAGCCGCACUGCAAGUGUGCCUAGGGUCGCCGUCACUCACGGAUCACUUCCCAUCGGCGUAGAGGGAGAGCCCAGGGUGGAUGUGUCGAUCGAACACUGCGCUCACAGGCUAUUCGAAGAUCUGUGGCAAGAUGGCGCGCUCUGUGACGUAAUUCUCAAGGUCGACGACAGGCAGUUUCCGGCUCACAGGCUCCUCCUGGCGGCCAGCAGCGAAUACUUCAAGCAGUUGUUUCUCAACAAGGACCUUUCGGCGAACGAUCAGUUCGAGAUCAGUUUGAGGGGCGUGAGCGGUGACGCAGUCGACUUGUUAUUGAGAGGAUUGUACACGGGGAAUAUUCCCUUAUAUGAAAGGUACCUAUUAGACAUUCUUGCGGCCAGCCGACAUCUAAAGCUACAGAGCAUCACCAGCGCCGUCGAGAAGCACAUUCUCAGCUCUCUGUGCGUCGACAACUGUCUUCGUCGACUGCCGAUGUGCUUCAGUCACGGUCUGAACGCGGCCGUCGGCCGAGCACUCGAGAUCGCUGCGGCCAACUUCGACGAGGUAAGCGAUCUGAGCGACUUCACCGCGCUCAGUCCGGAGUGCGUGCUGGCGCUGCUGCAGCGGGACGACCUCUGCUGCGACAACGAGCUGCACGUGUUCCGCAAGGCGGCGCUGUGGAUACAGAGCGACAUCGUCGGCAGGCUGCGCGUCGCCGACGGCGUGCUGGCGACCGUGCGGCUGCCGCUCAUACCGCCGCACGACCUCGUCGAUCACGUCGAGACGGUCGAGUUCGUCAUGGCGAUCCCGGCGUGCCAGGACCUUGUCAAGGAGGCGCUGCACUACCACUGCAUUCCGGCGCGUCAGAGCAUACUGCAGUCGCCGCGCACCGUGCCGCGGCAUCGCGCGCGCCACACGGGCAUCGCGGCGGUAGGUGGCGCCCCGCGUCUCAAAUCCGAGCCGCCGAAUCCGGACGUGAUGUUCUACGCGCUCGACACGGGCGAGUGGAGCUUCCUAUGCAAGGUGAAGCAUCCGUGCCACCAUCACGCCGUCGCCACGCUCGGCGGCUUCCUUUAUAUCGCCGGCGGCGAGGCGACCAACGAGCAGGAGGCGCCGCUGAGCAGGGUACACCGCUACGACACGCGCACGGGGAAGUGGCUGCAGGUUGCGAGCAUGCGCAGACCGCGAGAGAGCUUCCAGUUGGUAGCGCUCUACGGCAUGCUGUACGCCGUCGGCGGUCGCCUCAACCAGGAGGAGUCGCUCGCCGACGUCGAGUGCUACAACCCGGCGACGGACACGUGGGAGGACGUCGCUUCGCUGAGUUCGGCCCGCCGCAGCGUCGCCGUCGCCGCGCACAGCGGAAGGUUGUACGCCGUCGGCGGCUCUGGCAACCGCAUGAUCUCCAGCAAAGUGGAGCGCUACAACCCGACGACGAACCAGUGGGAGAGCAGGCGCCCUCUGGCGCGACCGCGCUUCUUCGCGCAGCUCGCCUCCGUCGGCAGCCGACUCUACCUCGUCGGUGGCGCCACCGUCGACGAGGCGGGCAACCUUGUGUGCGCGCGCACCGUCGAGUGCUAUUCGCCGGCGAGCGACACCUGGACGGAAGUCGCCCCGAUGCUGGUGCCGCGCGCCGAGGCGGGCCUCGUUGCCAUUGGCAACAUGAUCUACGUACUCGGCGGUUAUUCGUGGGACACGCGACAGAGACUCAGCUCCGUGGAGCGAUACGACACGGAGGCCGACGCGUGGACGGCUGUCAGUGAGAUUAGCAGACCCUACACGGGUAUAGGUGGCGCUAUGCUGACGCUGUACGAGCGCACCGACGGUGGCAGCAGCUUCGCAUUUCCGAGUUCGGUUCACGUCGCUUCAGGUAAGGCGGCGUCGGCAGCCGAUAGGAACGUGGCGACGGCGUCGACGAACAACGACGAGUGGGUGAUCAACUCGCGCAUCCUGCAGGCGCAGCCCGAGGACACGCGAGAUGGUGAUGUCACUGCAGGCGAAAUCACAUCACCCGUGCUGCCAUCUAUAUGA